Molecule: messenger RNA, 2043 nt
Organism: Suillus bovinus
Lineage: Eukaryota; Fungi; Basidiomycota; Agaricomycetes; Boletales; Suillaceae
Product: P-loop containing nucleoside triphosphate hydrolase protein
Exons: 7
Biological process (GO): DNA replication; double-strand break repair via homologous recombination
Cellular component (GO): nucleus; cytoplasm; chromosome
Molecular function (GO): ATP binding; nucleic acid binding; 3'-5' DNA helicase activity
Source: RefSeq, a predicted model, not a curated record
CCCUCUGCGUCCACCGGUCGUCUUGAUAACACAUCGACCCCUUACUAUCCCGAGGCGGUUUCGGUCUUAAAGAGCGUAUUUGGGCUGACCUCCUUCAGGCAAAACCAACUUGAAGCUAUCAACGCUACGCUGGAUGGAAAGGACGUCUUCGUCCUAAUGCCCACUGGUGGUGGGAAAAGUCUUUGUUAUCAACUUCCCGCAGUCUGUAAGACUGGUAGGACACAGGGAGUCACAUUUGUCAUAUCUCCACUCGUUGCGCUCAUCGCCGAUCAAGUGGCAUCUUUGCGAGAGAAGCACGUCAAUGUUGAUUGCAUGUCUUCCCUGAGAACUGUAGACGACUCGCGGGAUGUCAUGCGUCGCCUUCGAAGCCUGCAAAAACCCGACAUUUGCUAUAUCACUCCCGAAAAGCUACGUGAGAGCAACGCUGUGCAGGAUAUUCUCGCACAACUGUAUGAAGACAAGCAAAUCGCGCGCUUUGUCAUUGAUGAGGCGCAUGUCAUUCAGAGCUGGGGGCGGGAUUUUCGCGAUGCUUAUGCAGAACUCCAUAUGCUUCGCGAGCGGUACCGUGAUGUGCCCAUCAUGGCACUCACCGCAACUGCAAACAAGACCGCGAUCCAGGACAUUCGUACUCGCUUAGGUUUACGUAACCCACUAUGCCUGAUGCAGUCUUUCAACCGCCCAAACCUGUAUUAUGCAGUACAGCCUAAACCGUCCACGAAAAAGAAGGUUGUCCAAGCCAUUGCUGGUUUCAUCAAGUCACAGCAUGCCACUCAUACUGGCAUUGUGUACGGCUUCUCGAAGUUGGAGUGCGAGGAACUCGCUGAGCAACUGCGAAACGACUAUGGCCUAUCUGCCAAACAUUACCAUGCCGGUAUGGACUCACAAGAGCGCAGCACCACUCAAGAAGAAUGGCAAAGUGGCAGCUGCAAGAUAAUUGUAGCAACGAUCGCGUUUGGGAUGGGAAUCGACAAACCGGAUGUACGUUUCGUAAUCCACUCAACAUUACCGAAGUCGAUGGAUGGGUAUUACCAGGAAACUGGACGUGCUGGACGUGACGGCGAUCCGGCAGACUGCAUUCUUUAUUAUGCACACAGGGACGCCGUGUCACGACAUCAGUUGAUUAAUAGCGACCGAAACGAUAAAGGACCGGCUCGGACUCCAGAGGAGAAAAAGCGACAAUUAGAAGAUCUUUCAGCGGUGGCCCAGUACUGCCGGAACGAAGCUGACUGCCGACGAUCAUUAAUCCUCGCGCAUUUCAAUGAGCGUUUUGACUCCCAGCUUUGUCCCAAAGGUUGCGACAACUGUUCGAGAGGUGGAACAGUCUUUCGCCAGCUCUACACCCUUGAGGCGCAACAGGCAAUCCGACUAUUCGGAGAGAUGGCAGCAUCCAUGGAUAGGAUCGCCCUCGGUCAUUUCAAAGAUGUAUACGCGGGUCGGAACCGAGCAAAGGUUCGUGAGAGUGGGCAUGACCAAUUGUCAUUGUUUGGGGUGGGCAAGGGAGUAGACGGAGACCGCAUCAUAAGUGCGAUGUUGGGUGCUGAUAUUUUUGCGAUCGCACGAGAGGCCUCUGCGUCUGGCUGGACCAAUGAUUACUUAAAGCUUGGUCCGCAAGCAGAUGCGUGCCUCAGUGGCGACCUCCCCGUUGAACUGACAUUUAGGGAUAAUGGCCCCGGUGUUGGACCAUCACGUUCAGCUGCGAAGACUGUAGUUUCGUCCAAGGCUCCUGCGAGAGCCAAAGGGAAGAUGAAGGCUGGUCCCAGUACAUCGACCUAUCUGCCGUUGUACAAAGACGACGAAGCUGAACCUGUGUCGGACUUCGAACCGAUCAAAGAUACUGCGGACACGGGGCUCACAAACACAGCUGAGCCACAGGACCACAAUCAGGCGCGUCUCACAGCAAUGCUGGCGGUAAGGGAAAAGGUGAGGGGGCUUCUGUGGAAACAAAGUCACUGGCGAAUUUACAUUCAAAGCUUGCGAAAGAACAUGUCCUUCAAGGAAAUGAUGUGCUCGCCACCGAAACGAUACAUUUCCUCUCACUUAUAG